AUGGUAAUUUUCAUUUUUUGGAAAACGCCGAAAUAGUGAGCGAAAAAAACGCAUGCGACUCUAUAGAGACGCGCUGGCGCAGUGGCAACGCGUUGAGUUUUGGUGUCGCGCCACCCGAGUUCAAUCCCGCUUGCAACUAAAUUUUUUAUUUUUCAAUUUUUUUCAAGAAACAUUGAUUUUUAUCAUUUUUUGUCAGCUGCUAGGUCAUCUGAUCUAAGACCACCCACUACAGUACACGAUCUCUUAUUUUUCAUUUCGCUGCCCAGCCAGCCAGCCAUUUUUUUGUGUCUGUCUCAACACCUGUCACCCCUAGGCCUAUAAAAAACGAGAGAGAGAGAGAGUGAGAGAGUGCGAGAGACAGUCAGACAGUUGCACUUUUUAAAGGGACACCCGUCAUUUUGUUAUCUCUGUGUUGUGUUUGUGUCAAAAGACAGCUGGGUUGGGGAUGAAACAAGGACACUGACACACUCCUAAAAUCGUGCCUGUGUCUGUCGCCGCGACAAAAAAUGAAUGAAAAAACAAGUUAGGAUAUAUUGUGUUGUUGUUUUUUCGUUGUUGUUGUUUUGGUUUCCAUCCAUCCAUUUUCGCCGAUUUUCUCGUUUAUUUUUUGGUUUGUUUGUGAAAGAACUCUGCUUCUCUGAACUCCACUGCGUCUCUAACCCUUUUCUUGCUCUAGAAGUCUCAACUCUACUCGUCUGCGUCUCUAACCUCUAGAUCUUUUGAUUUGGAAAUGAUAUCAUUUUUACCCAACCAGCUGAUAUGGUUGUCUGCGUCUCUAACCUUUUUAGUUUACUCUGGUUGUCUGCUAACUCUGCGUUUCUAACCUCUAGAGAACUCUGCAAGUCAGAAGCACUGAAUUUUGAUCUAGAAGUCCCAAGACUGCUUGUGUCUGCGUCUCUAACCCCUCUUCUGUGAUCUACUGCUCUCUACAGACUCUCAUUCUCUAACCUUUUUGAUUUUCUGGUUGUCUGCUUCUGGGUUUUUGGUUUACUCUGGUUGUCUGCUAGUCUCUGCGUCUCUAACCCCUCUUAACUCUGCACGUCUGCUGCUCUCUACAGAUUCUCGGUCUCUAAUCUCUUGAUUGUCUGGAUGUCUGCUUCUGAUUUGGUCAACUCUGGUUGUCUGCGUCUCUAACUCUUCUUCUGUGAUCUACAACGCUCUCCUGAUCUCUGGCUGUCUGCUUCUGUGUUUUCAGUUUACUCUGGUCGUCUGAUCACCUGCGUCUCUAACCCCUCUUCUUUGAUCUACUGCUCUCUACAGACUCUCGGUCUCUAACCUCUCUGAUUCUCUGGUUGUCUGCUAGGUCUACUCUCGCUGUCUGCUUCUUACCUGCGUCUCAUACUUUGAGAUUAUCUGGCUGCCCACCAACUCUGCGUCUCUAACCCCUCUUCUGCGUCUCUGUCAUUUUCUAGUAUUUCUUCUGAUUCAAUAUUCAGUAGUUGUCUGUGUCUGCUUUUCUGGUAGCUCUGCGUCUCUCACCACUCUCUCGUUUCUCUAACCUCACCCCAUGUUUUUUUUCUCCCGAGGUCCAUUUUUUUGAAACAGCACCAAGUGUCACCCCCUCCUAAAAGUACACACACACCCCAAAACAGAUAGAAAUGCAAAAAUUUCGAAAAAGUGCGCGCUCCCGCGCGCCUUCUCUGCGUCUCUGCACUCUCUCUCGCCUAUCUGUGUUGUUUUGUUGUUUUUUGCAAACUGCAAGCAAGCCAAAUGACCUUUCAUGUCUCUUUUUUCGAAAAUAUUUAUUUUAUUUAUAUUGUCUUCACGGCAUUUCAAAAAAAAAAUAGGGAAAUGCUCCUCGUUUCGAGACCCUAGCGCGCGGGAAAAAUGUAUUUUUUGAAUUUUUCUUGAUUUCUCUGCGUCUCUCUCUCUGGAUUCACCCUGUACCAUAUUCACGGCCUUUCAAAAUGCUCCGUGUUUGAAUUUAUUUUUCUUGUUUUCUCUGCGUCUCUCACUCUCUCUCUCUCUCUCUCUCUCGUCUGCUUGUUUUUGUUUUGUUUUGUUGCACUUUUUGUUUUUGUGUUUACCCUCCCCAGCCAGGCCGAGACCCCGCGAUUUUCAAGCCCGAGAGAGGAAAAACAUGGGGGGUCUCUUUUUUUUUUUUUUUUUUUUUUUUUGACGAAUCAUCUCAUGUUUUUUGUUUACUUACUUACUUACUUACUGUGUUUUUUUGCUUUGAUGACACAAAUUUUUCGGUGUUUUUUUUUCGAAAAAAAAAAAAAAAAAAUUUUUUUGAAAUAAAAUUUCGAUUCAAAAAAUGUCAAAAAUAGGUAAAAAUAUACUUUUUGUACAUUUUCUGAAACGAAAUUUUUUGUUCAAAAAAAUGAUUUUUUAUCCAGUUUUUUUUUUUCGGACUAAUUAAAACUUGAUAAUUUGGGUUACUGUAGAAAUUAGGGUACUGUAGGGUCCAAAGUUUCAUUUUAAAAAAUUUCAUCAAAAAAAAAUUCUGGAAGUGUUCUCUGAAUUUUUAUUUUUCGAAACAAACUCACCUGUUCCAAGAAUUUCUGGAGAACUUUGAACUCUUGAAGUCUGGAUUCGGGAAUUUCAAAUUUCUGAAAAUCAGAGUUCCUAUUCAAGCUCAAAUUCUGAAGUCAGAGAUUCUGAAUGUCUGAAGUCUCUUACAAUUUUCUAUUUCCUAAAAUCUUCUAGACUACAUUAUUUUUAAGCCAUGAAAAUGUUCUAGUAGAUUAAAGGAACAUACUGUAUAACACACCUGCGUAUCUAACUCGUAUAGAGUUAGAUAUGCAGGUGGCUGAGCUCUACCGUACUUCAGCCUGAAUCAGCCUGAAUCUGAUAGUGUUUUUUUGCCUGAACAAUCCCUGACCCAAGGCUUCCCAAGGCUUCCCAUAGUUUCCCGAGGCUUCCCGAGGCUUCCCAAGGCUUCCCAAGGCUUCCCGAGGCUUCCCGAAGCUUCCCGAAGCUUCCCGAGGCUUCUCAAGGCUUCCCGAGGCUUCCCAAGGCUUUCCAAAGGCUUCCCAAGGCUUCCCAAGGCUUCCUGAGGCUUCCCGAGGCUCCCGAAGCUUCCCGAAGCUUCCCGAGGCUUCUCAAGGCUUCCCGAGGCUUCCCAAGGCUUCCCAAGGCUUCCCAAGGCUUCCCAAGGCUUCCCAAGGCUUCCCAAGGCUUCCCAAGGCUUCCCAAGGCUUCCCGAGGCUUCCCGAAGCUUCCCGAAGCUUCCCGAGGCUUCUCAAGGCUUCCCAAGGCUUCCCAAGGCUUCCCAAGGCUUCCCAAGGCUUCCCAAGGCUUCCCAAGGCUUCCCAAGGCUUCCCGAGGCUCCCCGAAGCUUCCCGAAGCUUCCCGAGGCUUCUCAAGGCUUCCCGAGGCUUCCCAAGGCUUCCCAAGGCUUCCCAAGGCUUCCCAAGGCUUCCCAAGGCUUCCCAAGGCUUCCCGAGGCUCCCGAAGCUUCCCGAAGCUUCCCUGAGGCUUCUCAAGGCUUCCCGAGGCUUCCCAAGGCUUCCCAAGGCUUCCCAAGGCUUCCCAAGGCUUCCCAAGGCUUCCCAAGGCUUCCCAAGGCUUCCCAAGGCUUCCGAGGCUUCCCGAAGCUUCCCGAAGCUUCCUGAGGCUUCUCAAGGCUUCCCGAGGCUUCCCAAGGCUUCCCAAGGCUUCCCGAUGCGAAUUUUUCUGGAAAAAUGUAAAAAUGUACAAAAUUCUGAAAAAUGUACAAAAUUUUGAAAAAUGUACAAAAUUUUUGAAAAAUCUCCCUGUGCUUUUCAAGAAAAAAUCACGAAAAAAUAAACAAUUGAAAUUAUAACAAAAUUUUUUUUGAUGGACGCUCAAAAAAAUAACGGACCCUUAAAUUGUUUGAUGGACCCUUGAACAAAAUUACGGACCCCUAUAUUUUUACGGACCCUUAUAUUAUUUUGGGACCCUUAUAUUGCGAUAGAGCCAAGAAUUUUUUUCUGAAAAAUCCCGAUGAUCCCUAAAUAUUUUCCCUGAUUCUGACUAAUCCCAGCGAAACAAUAACACUAAUUCAUCCACCCUCUGACAUUUUUCGUCAUCCUUGUUUUUUUUUUUUUUUUUUUCAAAUCUCACAUGAUCAUCAUUUUCUUAUCAACUAAACACAUACUAAUCCAAUAAUUUAUUACAAACAACAUUUCAUUGAAUAAUAAUCAUAAUCCCUUUUGACUCAUUGCACUUUUCUGAGAGCGAAAACAUUUUAUUACGAGUCAUGUUUUUUCUAUUUUUUUUUCUUCUUCAUUUAUUUUGAACGUGAAAAAUGGAAAACGAGAAAAUUUAAAAUUUAAAAAAAAAAAAAAAAAUUAUAUACCGUAGUUUUUUUCCCGACGAGACCCUGUGUGUAAGAACUACGGUAUAUAAUUUUUUUUCAAAUUUUCCAUUUUUUUUAAAUUUAUAUCAGUGUCCAAAAAUGUAGAAGUUAGAUACGGUAUGUUCCUUUAAUCUGGACAUCCCGGCAAAUUCUCUACCUUCUCUAGUGUCUCUACGUCUCUAACCUUACUCAUAUGCUCUAGCACUCUAGCUUCUCUGCAUCUCUAACUCUAUCUAGCUGUCUAGCUUCUCUACACUCUCCCCAAUUCCUAUACUCUCUAGCUAUCUUGCGCGAAGCGCCCCGGAAUAUUCCGCGUAAGCGGUGUCGAGCGGAGCGAGUGUAUAUCCCUCUUAGUCUCUAAGUUUAUCUAGCUGUCUAGGUUCUUGCCUUCUCUAGCUGUCUGCCUUCUCCCCAAAUCCUAUACUCUCUAGCUAUCUUGCGCGAAGCGCCCCGGAAAAUUCCGCGUAAGCGGUGUCGAGCGCAGCGAGUGUAUCUCCUUCUGCGUCUCUAACCUUACUCAUAUGCUCUAGCUAUCUAGCUUGUCUGCGUCUCUAACUCUAUUUAGCUGUCUGCCCUCUCUACACUCUCUACAAAUCCUAUCCUCUCUAGCUAUCUUGCGCGAAGCGCCCGGAAAAUUCCGCGUGAGCGGUGUCGAGCGGAGCGAGUGUAUCUCCCUCUGCGUCUCUAACUUUGUCUAGCUGUCUGCUUUCUGUGGACUCUGUCCAAAUCCUAUUAUCUCUAGUAUAUCUCCCUCUACGUCUCUUACUGCCUCUGUCAUCUCUAACUGUCUGCGUCUCUAUAAUUCUGGGGACCCCUAUACGGUAUGUUCCUUGAAUCAUGUUUUUGUCCAAAAACAAAAAGUUUCAGACUUUUUUGUUUUUGGACAAAAUGAUCAAUGAUACACGUGGUUUUUCAUGUGAUAUGAGAAAAAGAAAAGUACGAAAAUGAUAUAAUUUUUGUGUUUGUUUUAUAUUUAUGUGUGGUGAUGAUAAAUAUGAUAUGAUAUAAACAAAAUAUUUUUGUAUUCGAAAAAUGAAAUGAUAUCGAAAAUGUUUAUUAUCAAAUAUGCUUUUUUGUCAACAAAAUUUUUUGAAGUCUGAAAAAAAGUUAGGCUAACUUCACAUAGAAAAAAAUAGAACAAUUUUUGCUGCUGUGCGGUGUUUGCAGACUCGAAAAAAGCCCGUCUCGUUUUCACGUUUUUCCACGUGUCAAAGAAAUUUCGUUCUUUUUUCCAUUGAAAUUUAGAGAGUGCGCCGCAAAAUUGCAAAUUUUGAAAAUAAAAGAGGGCGGAGUCGUGUGUCUUCACGCGGUCAGGACAAUGAGUCCGCAAUUUCACGUGAAAAAGAAAAAUGUUUUAUUUUUUUCUAUGUGUAACUUUCAUAGAUUGAUCUCAAAGAUCUUUUAGGCCUGGUCUUGAAGCGACUACAGUACCCCCCUUCUCUCUCUCUCUAAUUCUCUCCAGACUGCAAACCAACCCCCCCAAAGUUCUUAUCUCCUCAAAAUGAGAAAAUAAAAUAAACACUGUGACAAAAAAGUGCACACAGGUGUCCUCCCAGGUGGGAGCGAAAAGUGCAGUUGGACUUUUUAAAUUUCUAAAAAAAAAUUUUUUUUUUUUUUUUUGGACUAAAAACUAUGACCGUUUUGGGAGUACUUUGUGACGUUGGUCGGGGAAUUUUUUUGAUUUUGAAAAUUAAUUUUUAGAAAUUUUUUUUGAAAUUUAAUUUUGUUUCCGGGUGAAAAUAUCAAUUUUUAGGAAUUCUGAAAAAACUAGAGGGAAAUUUUUUGAUAAGAAAAAUUUUGCACACAAAAUUUUCAAUUAAUUUUUUUAAAAUUAAAUUAGUGCAAACUAUAAGCCCUAAACCCCAGCUAAUUUUAUGCCUAACCAAAAAAAAAUUUUUUUUUCUAAAAAAAAUUUUUGGUCUGAGCCUUUUGGCGUUUUUUUUUUAGCCUAAAAGCCUUAAGCCUAGAUUCAGGCUUAGAUCAAUUUUGGGGCCGAAAAUUCCAAAUUUUGAAAAUUUUCCCCAAAAAAUUCCAGAAAAAGACUGAAAAUAACGUUUUCUAAGCUUUUUUCAUCAAAAUAAGCCUAAACCCCUAUCUAAGCCUAAGCCUAAGCCUAAAAAAGCCCCUGCUAAGCCUAACCAAAAGCCUAAGCCCAAGCCUAUCCCCUAGCCAAGCGUUCCACCAUCAAACACUUCUCUACAAAAACCCCCUGCUCCCCAAAACACCCGCCUAGCUCAGUGGCAACGCGCUGAUUUUGCAGCCACCAGGUCAAGGGUUCGAGCCACACCGCGGGCAAACUUUUUUUUCUUUUUUUCUCUGUGUAUAUUUCUAUUGAAACAGAUGAUUUUAUUCCAAAACAAAUAAACAAACAUAAUAAUAAUAUUCAUUAUUAUUAUUAUUAUUUUUGUUAUUCUUCUUCUUUUUCUUCUUCUUUCCAUUUUGCAGCUAAAUAUUUCGUGUUUUUGUUGUUGUUUUGGUUGUUUUUUCUCCAUCUUUUUCCUUUUCUUCUUCUUUUUUUCUGCAUUUUUUUCGUGUUCUUCUACGCAUAUUCAUUUGCACUUUUCCUCUGAGCUCUGAGAAUUCUUCUUCUAGUCUAGACCCCAGCUUUUAUAAUAUGAGCAAUCAGUUUACUUCAGGCUCCGCCCCAUUUUUUGAGGAGAAAGUGCGCAUUAGUUUAGACAGAAAAAAAUGAAAUAAUGUGGCGCAGGUGUUUUUGGAUUUUUCUCGAUUUACUGUAUAUUUUCUUUUUUUCACAGCCUUCUAGAAAAAAAAAAAGUACGGUAGAACCUGCGCAUCUAACUCGAGAAGAAAAAAAUGUUCACGAGUUAGAUACGCAGGUUUGCUAUACGGUAUGUUCCUUUAAUCUAGAAAGCCUUGAACAGGGAAAUUCUCUGCACUCUCUUAUUUUUCUAUACUCUCUAACCAUCUAGUUUCCUCUAACCAUCUAGUUUCUCUGCGUCUCUAACUGUCUAGCUGUCUAAUCUCUCUGCGUCUCUAGCUAUCUUGCGCGAAGCGCCCCGGAAAAUUCCGCGCAAGCGGUGUCGAACGGAGCGAGUGUAUAUCCCUCUGCGUCUCUAACCUUCUCGUCGUCAUCUCUAAUUGUCUAGCUUCUCUGCACUCUCUUCAAAUUCUAUUUUGUCUAGUGUAUCUCCCUCUGCGUCUCUAACCUUCCUGGGUAUCUCUCUAGCUUCUCUACACUCUCCUCAUCUCCCCCUGCGUCUCUAACUUUCUAGCUGUCUAGCUUCUCUGCACUUAGUGAGAUUUUCAUGAAGUUUUGACCAAAAACCCGUGAUUUUCUCCGAGAGAAGUACAACAGAUUUUAAGUGUGCGAUAGAGCAAAUUUGCUCACAAAUUUUUGAAUUUUUAGCAAAAUUUGAUGAUUUUUCCUCUUCUCCCAAAUACUUUUAAAUAAAAAUAAUAAAAAUCUCAGCAAAAUUUUUGUUGCAACAAAAACAACACAAACACGAGACACCACAACUAUUUGUUUAUUUAUAAGAAGAAGAAGAAGAAGAAAAGUGCAAAUCGAGGAGAGAGUGUAGAGAUUGGAGAGACGCAGAUUGUGAAAGGGAGAGAGAGAGAGAGAGAGAGAGAGAGAGAGUGGGAGAAGGUUAGAGAAGCAGACGGUCGUGGUGGUGUGUUGACAAACAAACAAAUAAUAAAAACGUUUUCGGUUGUGGGGCGAGAGGAGAAAUCAGAACAACAAGACUAUCCCUCAUAGAUUUUUACCAUUUUUCGAAAAUUUUCUUAAAUUUUCUAUUGUUCAGUAGAGCGCGCUUGCCCCAAUUAGAACUAUUUUUUUGCAAAAUUUGCUAUUGUUCGAUAGAGCGCGUUUACCCCUUUUUUUUGAAAAUUUGAAAAUUUUUGCAAAAUUUGCUAUUGUUCCAUAGAGCGCGUUUACCCCUUUUUUUUAAAAAUUUUGUGAAAAUUUUACGAUUGUUCGAUAGAGCGCAUUUACCCCUUUUUUUGAAAAAAUUGUUCAAUAGAGCGCAUUUACCCUUUUUUUUUGAAAAAUACUUGAAAAUACCAUUUGUUCAAUAGAGCGCAUUUACCCCCUCCCCCUUAUUUUUGAAAUAUAAUCGAAAAUACAAUUUGUUCAAUAGAGCGCAUUUACCUCUCUCUCAAAUGUAAUUUUUUCUCCAAAUCACCCUGUAUAUUUCCAGGAAGACGGCACAACUCCGACGUCGCUCGCAUCCGUCGUCGCAGCCGCCGCUGCCUAUCCUCCUCCUCCACCUCCUAACAUCAGCAGUCAUCAAUCGAUGCUCUCUUCGGAAUCGCAUCCGCGUCCCACUGCCGCACCGCCUACGAAUAUUGAAGGAGGAGCUGGAAGUUCGAAUCCUGCUCCCGAAAAUUUGUUGUUGCUGGCAUUGCAGGAGAGGCUGUCUAAUCAGGUGAGCAUCAAACACUUCUUGGCAAAAAACCCGCGCUCUCAUGUGGGCUCGCGUAGUGUAGUGGUAGCGCGCUGGUUUUGCAGGCGCGGGGUCAAGGGUUCGAGCCACACCCCGAGCAAACUUUUUUUAUUUUUUUUAGCUAUCUAUGUCUGAUUAUAAGCCUAAAAGUCUAGCUAAGCCUAAGCCUAGUGCUAAGUAUAAAAGCCCUAAACCCUAGCUAAGCCUAAAAACAUAGCUAAGCCUAAACAAGUUCAGACGUUUCGGCAUCAAACACUUCUUGACAAAAAACCCACGCUCUCAAAAGGGGUCGCGUAGUGUAGAGGUAGCGCGCUGAUUUUGCAGGCGCAGGGUCAAGGGUUCGAGCCACACCCCGAGCAAAAUUUUUUAUUUUUUUCUCUAGACUAAAAAUAAACCUAAAAAAAGUUCAAAAUACUCUGUUCUGACUCAAAAAUAUGCAUUUUCUAAUUACGUCACAACAAAAUCAUGUAUCUGAAAAUUUGAUCCCUCAAAGAUCAGUGAGAAUUUAUCAGAGCAGACAGAAAAAAGUACACAUUAACUUGAAAACUAGCAAUUAGUCUUGUCUAUAAGGUUUUUUCUCACAACCCAAAAAAAUUCAAAAAACGCUUCCGAAAGGCAUUUUUUAACACCAUGUCUGUGGCCUUUUACACCCAAACUUCCCAAAAAUGUUUGUUGUUGUCACCAUGUUUGUUAUAUGUGUCAACAAGUGGGCGGAGCCACCAGUGAUAUACACUUUUGAGCUCUUUUUUCUCCCGCAUCACCACUUUUUGUGUUGUGUUUGGCUCUUUUUUUCUCGCUGCUUGAGACUUUUAUUUAUACAUUAAAAAAAAAUAUUUUUUAAUGGUUUGUUGCUUUUUUUUUGUUUAAAAGUGGAUUUUUUUGGGCCUAAAAUUAAUUUUUGAAAAAAAUUUUGGAACUCUUAGGACUUAUAGUAACUUCUAAGGCUAGAAUAUUGAAAAACGUGGAUUUUAUGACCUGAAAUUAAUUUUUUAAAUUUUAAAAAGUAAUUUUGGAUUUUUUGAAACGAUGUUUUUUAUCUCAAAAAUUCUAUGUGAUUCUAAAUGUUCUUAAAAUUUUCUGAAUUCAGAUUUUUUUCAAAAUUGUGGAUUUUUAGACCUAAAAUUAAUUUUAGAACUUUUUUAAGGAUGUUUUGAUUUCUGCAGAAUUCUGUUGAAGUUUAGAACCAAAUUUUUAAAUUCUUAAAAUUUUUUGAAAAGUUUCUGGAACUCUUAGGAAUUUCUAAGGUUAAAAUAUUGAAAAAUGUGGAUUUUUGGGCCUAAAAAAGAACUUUUUUGAUUCUUGUUGAAGUUUGGAACCAAAAUUUUUAAAUUUUAAAAAUUUUUGAAGUCUGAGAAUUUUGAGCCCAAAAAUGAUGCGUUUUGGGCGUGAAAAUGCUCCAAGCUUGAAAAUCUUAAAAAAAAUUUUUUUUUUAAAUUAAAAAAAAAGUCUCCAUGCGGACUCAAACCCUUGACCUCUAAUCCAGCAAUCUAGCAACUUACCAGCUACACCACUUAGUGCAAUUUUCAAUGCUCAUUUUCUCGGCUCCCAUAGAAGCUCAGACGCUGAUUUUUAGAGCAUUUUGAUCAGCGUUUUGAGCUCUAUAAGAAGAUUCUGGAAAUCUGAAAUUUUCUCGAAAUUUCAGAGCAUUUUGAGACUAAACAUGAUGCAAUUUGGGCUCAAAAUGCUCAGCCAGAACCUGAGAAUUAAAAAAAAAAAAAUUUUCCAGAUGAGACCGCACCAACCAACACUCCACACAUCCGCCACAACUCCCUCACUCUCUCAACUCGCGCAAGUCGCCGGCACUUCUGCCGCCGCAACUUCGCUACAAUCAAAUGACACUGCGACGCGGCUACUUCAGCAAAUGUUUUUGGGUCAAAUGCUGAUACCGCAGCUACCAGCGGCUCUCGAUUUGGCCACGUCGAUCAAUUUGCCGUCGACAGCAGCAUCGCAUCAUGUUUUAUGGCAGCAUAAUAUGUGUGCGUGGCCGAAUUGUGAUCUACCUUGUGAUACUGUGCAAGCACUUCUACUACAUUUACAGAAUGAUCAUCCAUUGUGUGAAAGGUGAGGAUUUACUGUAUGCGCCUUUAAUGCGCUCAUUUCUCUAGUCUCUAACCAUCUAGCUCCUCUGCGUCUCUAACCUUCUCAUAGUCUCUAGCUGUCUUACGACCAUACAUGGUACCCUUUGAGUCAGAAGCGAGACGACGAGAGUAUUUUUCGAAAUCCCGAAAAUACGGUAUUUUUUUUCAAAGGGACACACACAUUUUCUCAAAAAAUAUCUCGAAGCGAAAUUUAUUUUCCGGUUUAUUUUUUUUUUUGCAAAAUACUCUCGUCGUCUCUCGUCUAACCCGAUGAGCAAUUUCCUAUUAGAGUAAACGGUCGUGCGUCUGUUGUCUCUGCGUCUGGUUUCCUAUACUAUCUAACCAUCUAGCUCCUCUACGUCUCUAACCUUCUUUUACCCUCUAGCUGUCUGCUUUCUCUGCGUCUCUAACUUUAUCUAGCUGUCUAGCUUCUCUGCACUUUCUCCAAAUCCUAUGCUAUCUUGCGCGAAGCGCCCCGGAAAAUUCCGCCAAAGCGGUUCGAGCGGAGCGAGUGUAAUUCCCUCUGCGUCUCUAACCUUCUCAUAUGCUCUAGAUGUCUAGCGUCUCUGCGUCUCUAGCUUUAUCUAGCUGUCUGACUUCUCUGCACCCUUCCCGAAUCCUCUGCGUCUCUAGCUAUCUUGCGCGAAGUGCCCCGGAAAAUUCCGCGUAAGCGGUGUCGAGCGGAGCGAGUGUAUCUCCCUCUACGUCUCUAACAUUCUCGUACCCUCUCUAGCUGUCUAGCUUCUCUGCGUCUCUAGCUGUCUAGCUCCUCUACAUCUCUAACCUCUAAUCUUUCAGAACCACCGAAGAAAUGCGAACACAAAUCGAAAAAGUCGAAUCGAUCGAGCACAAAUUAACCGUGGAACGAAAUCGCCUGCAAGGAAUGAUGCAACAUUUGCGAAUGAAACCCUCUCCAGACACAACAACACCAUUUUUGGGUGGUGGAAAUGGUGGAAAUAGUCAUCUGAGAACACAUGAAUCGCCGAUGAGAUCGCCGAAAAUCGAGACAAAUCAUCAGCAGCAUCAGCAGUUUUUUCACAUUCAGACACAACAGCAAACAUCGCCAAUUGUUCAGGUGAGAGAAUCGGGGAAGAUCAGGGACAGGGAUGAAAAAAUAUCUCAAUUCUAUGUAGAAUCCCCUCAAACUUCUGAGCAUUUUGAGCCCAAACAUGAUGCAGUUAGGGCCCGGCGCCCAAGUUAGGGGCCGUCCACCAAAAAAAAAAAAAAAAAAAAUUUUUUUCUCUCACUGGGCCCUAACCUUUUGUUUGUUUUCAAAGUGCACACCGUGUGGUUUGUUACUAUUUUUUGCGUCGCCUGUUGUUUUUCCGGGCUCUACUCGCAAACAAAUAGAGCCCCAACCAAAAAAAAUUUUUUAUUUUUUGUUUGCGCAAUUUUGUGUUGCGUAACUCGACUCUCUCACUCACUCUUACAAAAUAAAUUUUUGCUUUUGUUUACACGCACCAAUCGAUAGUACAUAUUUGUUUGUUUAUUUUAUUUUGGGGGCCCUUGCCCCAAAAUAAAAUAUAUCAUAAAUAUUGUACUUAUACGAAUGGAAAGGGCACAUGGGGAACAUGAAAAAAGGAAAAAAAUCCAAAAAAAAAUUAUUUUUUUGGAAUAUAGCCGUCCCCAGUGCCGGAAAAUCAAAACCCGGAAAAUUCAGAAAAUCUUUCAAGCUCUGAAAUUCGCGAUUUUCAGCCUUAAGUUGGAACUAAAACUUAAAUUUAGCUAUAAUUCUUCUAUUCACAGGUAAUUUAGUAACUAUUUGAGACGUUUUACGUUCAAAAAAUCGUAAAAAUUUAAAAAAAAUUCCAAAAAUUUAAUUUUUCCUAUCAUUAACUGAGAAAAUUUCCAAAAAUUUAGGUAAUAUUGUGAAAUAUUACUACUAAAGAUCAUUUUCCGGAUUAUAUAUCAUAUAAAUAUUGUACUUAUACAAAGGGAAAGGGCACAGAGGGAACACGAAAAAAAAUUGUUUUUUUGAAAAUAGCCGGCCUGUGCCGGAAAAUCAAAUUCAAGCUCUGAAAUUCGCGAUUUUCAGCCUUAAGUUGGCACUAAAACUUAUUUUUUAGCCAUAAUUCUUCUAUUUGAGACGUUUUACGUUCAAAAAAUCGUAAAAUUUAAAAAAAAUUAAAAAUUUAAUUUUUUCUAUCAUUAAUGGGGCGUCCAAAAAUCGAAAAAUGAAAAUUUCUGUUCAAACUAAAUUUUUAAAUUCAAAUUCGUAUUAUAAUGAUCAGAAUUAAAAUUGGACAGGUGUGAAAAUUUCACUUUUUGAUUUUUGGACGCCCCAUAACCCAAAAUUUAGGUCCGCCACAGGCCUGAUCGGCCCCAAAACCAAAAAUAAGAUUUUGUAUUUUCAGCAGGCCACCGUGUCCAGUGCAAUGGAUACCGCCUCAAAUUUGCUGAGCAUUGCCGCCGCCCAAGUCGCCGCUGGAAACACGCCGCCAAUGAUGGGAUGUGUACCGUCAGUCUCAUCGGUUCCCUCAUUCUCAACUCAACCUUGCUCAUCGCUGACACGCGCCGCGUCAACUGCGUCAACUGAAACAUCACCGAAUCCCGAUGGAAAAUCGUUUGUGCCAAGGAGGAGUCGGAUAUCGGAUAAGACUGUGCAACCGAUUGCAACUGAUAUUGCGAAGAAUAGGUGGGUAUUAUGAAUGUAAAAAAAUGGAAACGUGAAAAAUUUUUUUGAAAAAAAAUUUAUAUACCGUAGUUGUUUCGUCGCGACGAGACCCUGUGUGUGUUUCAGCUGUUGUGCCUUUAAAAAACUACUGUUUUUGUUUUUUUUUUGAGGUUUUUGAUGUUUCUGCAUGAGAAAAUGGGAGGAAUCAACUAGAUUUUCGGGCGUAAUUUUCAACCGAAAAAAACGGUUUUUCUCACAAUCAGUAAAAAUUUUUUUUCUCUUUCCCGCCCAAAUCAAAAUUUUGAUUCGGGCGUGAGUUCAACCAAAAAAAGUUUUUUUUUUGGUUUAAAAGUGCUCAUUUCGAGCCAGAAUGGCUGAAAAAUGGGUUCAUAAACCGUAUUUUUGAGUUGAAAAUGAAUAGAGUUAAAAAAAAGAGCAUAUUUGGGCUCAAAAUGCUCCAAAUUUCUCGCAGAGUCCAACAUUUGUUCUGAAAAUCAGGCCUAGGCUUAUCCAGACUCAAAAAUUUCAAUAAAUCGGAACUAUUUUUUUCAAAAAACCUUUUCAAACAGGGCUAGACUAUUUCCAUUCUUCGAUGUUAUUAAUUCCCGCUGAUUUCCACGUUUCUUUCAUGCAAAAACCUCGAAAAUCCGGAAAAACCGUAGUUUUUCAAAGGCCCAACUGCCGAAACACACACAGGGUCUCGUCGCGACGAAAGAACUACAGUAUAUAUUUUUUUUCCAAGAAAAAAAAUAUUUUUCACGUUUAUAAUUUAUAACGUUUAGAACGUUUAGUGUAAACGUUAAUUUAUAACGUUUAUAACGUUUAAAAUUAAAUGCCCCUAAACAUCCUAAAUUUUUCUAGAGACUAUUAUCGAAACAACGAUGUUCGUCCACCCUAUACCUACGCCUCUUUAAUCCGCCAAGCAAUCAUGGAAUCGCCCGAAUGUCAAUUAACCCUCAACGAAAUCUACACCUGGUUCACCGACACAUUUUCCUAUUUCCGCAGAAAUGCGGCGACGUGGAAGAACGCGGUGCGUCACAAUCUAUCACUUCACAAAUGUUUCCAACGCGUCGAGCAGAAUGUGAAAGGCGCUGUGUGGACUGUCGAUGAUUCGGAAUUCUAUCGACGACGACCCAAUCGAUCAUCAGCCACAAGAUCACAACCGCAGACGCCGAUUCCGGAAGAUGUAAGUUUCAGAUAUGAUUGUGGCAUGCUUUACAUGUAGAUAUGUUAAUAGAAAAUAGAAUUAGUAGCUAGUUAUAUCUCUCUUAGGCAUCGCUUAAUUUGUAUGAUUCGUCGAGUGCGUUGAGUUCAUUUUUGGAAAUGCAGAACUUCGAUCCGACGUCGAUGAGCGGCGCUUCUGGCGAAUAUCAACAACAACAUUCACAUCAUUCGGGUUUCACGUUGAAUGGAGUUGGAUUGGAUAGUGUGCUAUCGUUGUUAGGUGAGUUCGGGGAAGACUUUUUGAUAUGGGGCCUGUGCCGGAAAAUUUCCGGCACAGGCCUGUUUGAUAUUUUCAAAUAGCUUCUGAAUUAAAGGAGGUUUCUGUAUAGUUGGACAUCGACUAAAUGACAUUUUCAGGUUUUUUAAGAAAAUGAGUUGAAAUAUUGGAUUCUAAUGUUAUUCAUAUGAUAGAAUGGUCUAAGACGAAUAGAAUGAUAUAAAUUUUGAUGAGUUUACGUUAUCCAUAAGUGAUUCAGCGACUUAUCGACUAAACCUCGCUAAAUCACUUAUGAAUAACGUAAAGUCAUCAAAAUUUAUAUCAUUCUGUUCGUCUUAGACUAUUCUAUCAUAUGAAUAACAUUCUCACUUGCUUAAAAAACCUGGAAAUUUCAUUUAGUCGAUGUCCAACUAUAGGUUUCUGAAUGAAGGAAAUCCAAUUUGGACCUUUCCUAAAUCGGAUCAGGACCGAAAAAUCCUCAAUUUCCCACCAGAAACUCAACAUUUUCCAGCCAACGCCGAUCAUCAAAAUCCCCUCAGUUUGCUGUCGGCCGCCGCAACCGCUGCCAGUGAACAUAACAGUGCUGUCGCCACACCGAAACCAAUCAAGGAUGAACCGAUGCUUGAUAUUAAAGGUGAGGAACAGAAAUUUUUAAGUGCCCAGCCUUGGGGGAUACUCUCUAGGAUCGUUUUGUACAGUUUUCGCUGCGCAACUCUUCGAAGAGCACAAAAUGAGCUCAUAACUCAUGUUAGAGAAGAUUUUAUCCAAAAACUGAAUACAGGGCGAUGUUCAGAAGGGUCGAUUUGGUAUAGUUUGGUAAAUCGACCCUCCUGUAGAUCACCCUGUACUCAGUUUUUGAUAAAAUCUUCUCUAACAUGAGUUAUAGGCUCAUAAGAGAACCUUUUUCACCCUAAACCUCAAAUCUUGAUGGAAUUUUGUCCAUGGGCAGCUUUUAGCCCUCUGAGUCAAGUAGUGGGUUCUUAAAAGUUAUCAUAACUCAGUUCACGAUGAUUUUUGUGAGAAAUUUACCUAAAAAGCAUCAAUAAAUCUAAUUUCCUGAAAAAAAUUUGAUUUUUGAAGAAAAUUAUAUGAAUUUUCAUCCAAAAAAAUAAAUUUAAAAUUUUUUUUUCGAAAAAAAGUUUUUUAUUGAUCUACUUUCAGUAAACAGACUAUGCUGAUCGAUAUCUGAAACUUUAUCCCUCCCAAAAAUCAAUUUUUGAGUUUUUGAGAGGUCCUUUAACCCCAAAGGCUGUCUAUGGACAAAAUUUCAGGUCCAUUCUCAGUAAAUUCUCAAGUUUUGGCUCAUUUGUGUGCUCACCAAAGAGUGUAAAAGCUUCAUCUACCUUCCAAUCCAUAUUUUUUGCAGUCGAACCACCUCCACCAAAACGUCCAGCAUCAGCAAACGCGGUUUCAACUUUCUAG
Messenger RNA from Caenorhabditis angaria, 16225 nucleotides. The record is from the annotation of a GenBank genome assembly. Lineage: Eukaryota; Metazoa; Nematoda; Chromadorea; Rhabditida; Rhabditidae.